Messenger RNA from Vombatus ursinus (common wombat), 5163 nucleotides. Its product is annotated as KIAA0586 ortholog. Bases 118 to 4995 code for a protein of 1625 amino acids. The transcript has 33 exons. Gene Ontology annotation, biological process: smoothened signaling pathway. Lineage: Eukaryota; Metazoa; Chordata; Mammalia; Diprotodontia; Vombatidae. Gene Ontology annotation, cellular component: ciliary basal body; centriole. The record is from RefSeq and is a predicted model, not a curated record.
UGGUUGGACACCGAUGGAGGGGGUUGCGAGAGCGCAUGCGUCUUGUGCAAGGACUCAGGCUUAAAGGGAAGCUGGCGGGCAACUGAAGUUGUUGCUAGGGUUUGUUUUGAAAACUUAAUGGAAACAGAAGAUCAUUUUCUCAAUAAGAAUGGGGCUCACCUUAUUAGCAGCAAUCUUCUUCACCCCAAGGGAUUUCACCCUGAAGAGCAGAAAAGUGUUAAAAUACCAGUGAAGAUGUUACGUGAAAUGGUUGCCCCCAAUCCUGUUAAUGAUUUGAUGUUACCUAAAAAUGAAUCAGUAUACAUUCCUCUUGCUUUGUCAGCAAAUAAGCCAAGUCCUGCUGAUUUGAAUGGAAUAUCCAGUGGUACAUCAUAUGUGGCAUCUGAUAGAAAUCACAAACAUCUACCUAAGCCAAAAAAUAUUAUGGAUCCCAUUUUAUCAGAAGAGGAUAAUCCUAAUGAUACUGCAGUACAAGGGGUUCUCUUGAGUAAUGCAGAUGAAAGUAAUAGAGCAAAAGCAAAUGAUAUCUUUAUUUCUCAGUAUGCCACUGGCCAGAAAGAUGCUCUAAGAGCUGUUUUAAAGCAAAAAGUCCAACACUCACCUACUUUUAAAGAAGUGAAAGUGCAGCUUUUAGAGGAUGCAUGUGCAGUAAAAGACCCUAUUUCUCUGGAGAGGAAAUCGUCAUCCAAUGGAAUCGAUUCCGCUUCAGCUGUGGCCGCCGCAACGGCUGCUGCCAUUGCAACAGCAGCUCCACUGAUAAAAGUACAGAGUGAUUUGGAAGCAAAAGUUAAUUCUGUAUCGGAAUUACUCAGUAAACUCCGGGAGACAGACAAACAAUUGCAACGUGUUACAGAGCAGCAGAAAAACAUUAAAAUUCAACCUGACAGAUCUUGUUGCCAAGACCGUGAGAAGCAGUUUGAUGUGUUUAUAGGGCAACACCUUAGGCAUCUGGAAAAAAUGCAACAACAACAAUUAGAUAUUCAGAACCAUUUAAUUACCUCUGCCUUCAACACUGGCAGAUUCCAGCCUGUCAACGGGCCGCCUUCCAAUCCAGUAGGAAAAUCAUUUGUAAAAUCAGAACUUCAACGUCCUGUUACCAGUAACCAUUCUUCACAUCACAGACACAUAGAGCUUCCUAGUCAAGCAUAUUUAAGGCAAGUUGAAGAUACGGGAUUUGAUAAUCAAAAAUCUCCACUUGAGACCCCAGCACCCCGAAGAUUUGCUCCUAUACCCGUUUCUAAAGAUGAUAAAAUCUCCAAGAAUGGAAGGCCUGGGGAAGAAAAGGAAAAUUUACAGUUAUUAUCUUGCAAAGGAGGUGGAAGAUUGUUGGAGCAGAUCCUAAAUAGUCAGGACACCUGUGUAAAAGAGAGUGAGUCUUCAGAAAGAAUAUCACUAGCCACAUCAAGAAUGAAACAGGAUCCUCUGAGAGACAGUGGUGUUGCCACUCUGAAGCCUAAAUCAUUUCCUUCUCAUGAAGAGUUUCGAAUAGCUGAAAAGACUAUGCAGCACAUUGAUGAUGUCUUUUGUGGUCUUGGUGGAAGGAAGAAAGAGCCAGAAGAGUCUUUGAGCACCUUUAGAGUUGAUGAUCUUCCACGUAGUCCAGUCCAUCUUCAGUCAACCAAAACACCAAGAUCUAUUUUGAAAGAUGCUGAAAAAAUUUUAAGAAGAGUGCAAAAUAAUAAAAAAGUUCUUGAAGAAAACCUUGAAGCUAUUAUUCAUGCAAAAGAUGGAGCUGCCAUGUAUUCCUUUAUUAAUGCCCUGGCUACUAACCGAGACAUGUUGGAGAAAUUUCGUAUUAGAAAGACAGUGGAUGAAUGGAUUAAAAUAAUCACUCAGGAAAUUCAGGAUGAGUUGGGAAGAAAAGAUUAUGAACAUAAGAAAUUUGAUAAGAAUCGAAGGUCAAGUUUCACCAAAAAAGCCUUAAAUAACCAACAUCAAAAAAUGAGCAAAGAAAUUAAAACUAGUGCUCAAGAUAAAACUAUAAAUAGAUUUGUGUUUCCAGGAAAACAUCUUCAUAAGCAAUUAGAAGAGAGUUAUAGAAGUACAUAUCUAAAGAACAUUCGUGCUUCAAAUUUAGAUAAAGACAGAAAAGAGGGACAUCUAAAGACAACCAAAGUGGCACAAGGUAGUGACUACUUGCUACAGAUUUAUGGGAAACCAGUUUAUCAAGGUCAUCGGAGCACUCUUAAAAAAGGUCCAUAUCUUAGAUUUAAUUCACCAUCUGCCAAAUCCAAACCGCAGAGACCUAAAGUAAUAGAACAAGUUAAAGGUACUAAAGUAAGGUCAACAAGAACACAAACUGAGCUGGAGAUAACCAGAUCAGUGGGGACAAAUUUGAGAAAGCCACACUCCUUUUCUUUACCUUCUCACCAGGAACAAAAAUAUUUGUUCAGCCCAAGCCGAGAAGUGCCUUCUGUUUCAGGAACACUUGAAGGUCAUCUUAUUCCAAUGGCAAUUCUUUUAGGACAGACCCAAAGCAAUAGUGAUUCUGUGCCAUCUGCUGAAGUAAUUACAGAAAAACCACACCUUGUAACAGUAACUACUUCUAUUCCUCCAUCCACUCAAACUAAACGAACUGGACCAAAGAAACCCAACACAGCAGUUAUAGAGGUGACGUCAGAAAAAAAGGAUCCUCCUCAGCUUUCUAUACAGGUAUUGCCCAAUUUAGAUAUUGAUAGCCUUCCAAAUGAAAGCACAGAUGAAAAUCAAGCUUCCACCAGUUUCAUAGAAGCAUCUCAUCCCACACAGACGUGGAUACAGAAUCCAGAAUUUACCCAGCCUGAUGAAGAUGACCCUAAGUUUCCAGGAUCCAACUUUGAUGAAGUAAUUGAUGUUAUACAGGAUGAAGAAGAAGGUGAUGACAUUACAGAUUUCUCUGAACCAGUCCUGGAGUUUAACCAAGGUGCUAAAGUUACUUCUCAAAAUUAUAAUGGUCCUCCAUUUCCACCAGUUGUAUCUACUGCUCAGCCUACUGCUGAUAUUCUGGAGAAAGUGAUUGAGAGAAAAGAGACUCUAGAAAAUAGCCUUAUUAAUUGGGUAGAACAAGAAAUAAUGUCAAGAAUUAUCACUAGGGUGCUUCCAUUCCAGCAGCAGGCAGUACCUAAUGUCAGUGUUUCAGAAAGUGAAGAAAGUAAAACUUCAGCUCCUGAUGUUGUUGAAGCAGCAAGUGGUAAAGGAUUUCGACUCGUUGUUGAUGCAGGUGUGCCUGUGAAUUCAGACAUGAUUAGUCUUUUUGUGAAUGAAGCUCUUGAAGAGAUUAUUGCCAUCAUGCUGGGUAACAGAGAAAUGACAGAAGGCAUUCCUCCUCUUCCUGCAAAUGUUCCUGCCAAUGUAACAUACUUACCAAACAACAUAUUCCCUGUUUCCCGUUCUGAGGCCCCUAUGUCGUUUGCCAUGAUUCUUCAAAGACCCGUAGAGGAGGGAGUUAUUUCUGGACACAGAGCGGUUCCAGAAGGCCCAGUGUUCUGUAAAAGGCCAAUUCCCAGACAGGCUGUUCACCAUACUCCAGUGCCAACUCCACAGCCUACUCCACCUCAGUCUCCUCCUCCGUGUCCUCUUAAGGAACCACUAUUCAUAAAAACUCCAGAGGCUUCGCCCUGUGUUUCCGAACAUGAUGAUAUUUUUCCUGUAAAAGAACAAUUUACUCAAACAGGAAAUGAUAAUGUCCCUGCAAGUACUCUCAUUACUACUCCUAUAGUUACUCCUGCAGCUUCACCCCCUUUAGCAGGUACACCAACUCUUACUCUCUCUGAAGAUUCCUCUGAAAAACUGAAAAGACCAAGCCCCAAACUCCCCAAGCCAUGGAGUAAUGAUGAUUUGCCACUGGAUGAAGAAAUUCCUAAUCCUCUUCAAGAGGAACCACUUCACCCAAGAGCUAUUGUAAUGUCUGUGGCACGAGAUGAAGAACCUGAGAACUUGGUCUUACCCGUUCCGUCAACCGUUCCUAAUCCAGUCAUCUUUACAUCAUUUCCUAUUGAAGCUCCAGCUCCUUCUCCAGUGCGCACACCAGGUUCUGACCAGAUGACCCAGGAAAGCAGCUCAAGCUACGUCACCACCACCGAGACAGAGACCCUUGCGAGACCCAUUUCAGAGGGAGAGAUUUUGUUUAGUUAUGGGCAGAAGAUGGCUACAAGAGAUAGAGCAGAUGGAGGACUGUUUUUAACCAACUUCAAUGACAGUUUAUCUAGUACUCUGCAUGAUGCUCAUGAAAUGGAAGAUGAUUCUCCUAGUGAAGGACAGGUGAUGAUGAAGAGAUCCCAUAAAGGAUAUCAAGAAGAUGCGCUUUUCUCACUUCUUGCUAAAUUCAACCAAGAACUGUUAGAUUCACAGCGAGGCGUCUACCAUUCAGAGGAAUCUGAAAAUAGUAUAGAGGAACUUAGUGAAGGACAAAGACCUAGACUUCCAGCAUCAAAGGAGAGUAUCUUCAUGGGACAUUAUAUGGAUCGGCCUACACUCAUUUCUACAGAGUGUUUAGAGCAAAAGAGUUAUCAUGGGCCAUUAUCAAAGCAAUUUGACAAAACUACAGGAGAAGUUAAUGAAGAUUCAUGUAUCAGCCAUGGUCCAAUGAGUUUGGGGGAACUAGAUUUGCAACAGAUUUCAAACCUCCCUCUUCAGGCAACACAAAUAAAUGAGAUUGAGUUGGCAGUUGCACCUGAAGAUCUUGCUCAGGGCAAGGAGAAGCACCAUCAGGAAGUUCAACCAACUGAGCAAAAACCAGUACAUGCCCGUGUAAUACGUGUAAAGAAUAAAUCAGAAACUUCAUUUGCACAUCUCCGAGAUUCACAAGGAGACAUGGAUCGGACACAUAUUGAACCUAAUAGUUACCUUACUUCUUUAUUUGCAGGAGGGGAAGCAGAACCAUGUUUAACGUCACAGGCCACACUUGCCAAGAUGUUUGUGACGUUGCCUUCAGUGAAUGUGGACGACCACUCUCACUCUCAGAGUAUCAGUACAAUACAGGGAGAUGCAGACUCUUCAGGAGCUGAUACUUUUUAAAAAUUGCUGUUUUAUGAAGUAUGUUUAAAUGAAAAAGUUGUUGGUAAUGUUUGUACUACUUUUGAAAUAUUUGUUUUGGUGUAAAACAGUUUCCCAGAUUAUUUUUCUCCAUUUGUGUUUCCUUAAGAAUAAUUCAUAAUGUGUUUUAAAGGAGAAAUCCUUGUGAAU